This is a messenger RNA of Acanthocheilonema viteae, 495 nucleotides long. NCBI's taxonomy places the organism in Eukaryota, Metazoa, Nematoda, Chromadorea, Rhabditida, Onchocercidae. The record is from the annotation of a GenBank genome assembly.
AUGCUUCGGAAAUCCUGUUGGAAGCUAUGGGACAUAGCAGUAAAACGAAUACUUCUUCCGGUAUCUGUCCGGGCAAUGUGGGAAUUCGAAUCAACAAACUGGACGACUGAAAUUGGCUUUAAUCAUGAAACGUUUCCAUUUCCCAACGAUCGCUACGCUUAUAUGAUAUUAUUGGCUGUUUUCGAUUAUCGCAGCGCACGAUAUGUACUAGGCUGGCGUGUACGGAUGUGGGGCGAAAGUCCAUUCGACGACGUGCAAAUGAAUGGUGCUGCGGUGGAACCGCUUACCAAUAAUCCGAAGGGUUUCAUUUAUGUGACUUCGCUGAUCAAUGGCUGGAAUAAACUAAAAAUCAAACUUCAACCGUACGUAAAGAAGAAGAAAUGGUUGAUGAUGGCACAGGUUUUGCUUGUACAGUUACACAAACCGGCUUCGUAUAUACCAAGACCCGCGUUAGAAUUAGCUCCUGAAAGUGGCACCGAUUGGAGACAUGAGUGA